AUGGUUGGCCAAAACGCAGCAAAACAACAACCAAAACCGGUGCACGAACCUGCAUGACGUGGCAAAUAUGAUCUAUCCAAUCAGCAACCAGUGAAACCUGUUGAUUACGAAGAAAUAUCCGCGGAUAUUGAUGACAAACUGAAACCGCUGAUUGCAUCGUACGCGGCCGAAGGUAUGGAAGUACACGGUGAAGAUGACAAGGCAAGUGCUCCUACCCCUCAGAUUUGUUCUCGUAAAUCGGUAUAG
This is a messenger RNA of Echinostoma caproni, 246 nucleotides long. NCBI's taxonomy places the organism in Eukaryota, Metazoa, Platyhelminthes, Trematoda, Plagiorchiida, Echinostomatidae. The record is from the annotation of a GenBank genome assembly.